Limanda limanda (common dab) is the source of this 1059-nucleotide messenger RNA. Its product is annotated as blue-sensitive opsin-like. NCBI's taxonomy places the organism in Eukaryota, Metazoa, Chordata, Actinopteri, Pleuronectiformes, Pleuronectidae. The record is from RefSeq and is a predicted model, not a curated record. Gene Ontology annotation, molecular function: G protein-coupled receptor activity. Bases 1 to 1059 code for a protein of 352 amino acids. Gene Ontology annotation, cellular component: membrane; photoreceptor outer segment. The transcript is spliced from 5 exons. Gene Ontology annotation, biological process: visual perception; G protein-coupled receptor signaling pathway; phototransduction.
AUGAGGGGCAAUCGCGUUGUGGAGUUCCCAGAUGACUUCUGGAUCCCGAUCCCUCUGGACACCGACAACAUCACGUCCCUCAGCCCCUUCCUGGUUCCCCAGGAUCACCUAGGAAGCCCAGGACUCUUUUAUUUCAUGUCAGCUUUUAUGUUUUUCCUGUUUGUGGCUGGCACAGCCAUUAACUCGCUCACCAUUGUGUGCACCAUCCAAUACAAGAAGCUCCGGUCUCAUCUGAACUACAUCCUGGUGAACCUGUCGGUGGCAAACCUCCUCGUCUCCACCGUGGGCUCUUUCACCUGCUUCUACUGCUUUGGCUUCAGAUACAUGAUUCUUGGUCCACUUGGGUGCAAGAUUGAAGGAUUUACAGCGACUGUUGGUGGUAUGGUCAGCCUGUGGUCUCUGGCUGUGAUAGCCUUUGAAAGAUGGAUGGUUGUCUGCAAGCCCCUGGGAAACUUCUCCUUCAAACCCAACCAUGCCAUAGCUUGCUGUGCUCUAACGUGGGUCUUUGCUUUGAUCGCUGCGAUUCCUCCUCUGGUUGGAUGGAGUAGGUACAUCCCUGAGGGUAUGCAGUGCUCCUGUGGACCAGACUGGUACACAACUGAUAACAAGUUCAACAACGAGUCCUAUGUGAUGUUCCUCUUCGGCUUCUGCUUCUCUGUCCCCUUCUUCACCAUCGUUUUCUGCUACUCACAGCUGCUCUUCAUGUUGAAAUCGGUUGCAAAGGCUCAAGCGGAGUCUGCCUCCACCCAAAAGGCGGAGAAGGAGGUGACCAAGAUGGUGGUGGUCAUGGUGAUAGGCUUCUUGGUGUGCUGGAUGCCCUACGCUUCCUUUGCUCUCUGGAUUAUAAACAACCGAGGGCAACCGUUCGACCUGAGACUGGCCACCAUACCCUCCUGUCUCUCUAAAGCCUCCACAGUCUACAACCCUGUUAUUUACAUCCUCCUCAAUAAACAGUUCCGCUCAUGCAUAAGGAAGAUGUUGGGGAUGAGUGAAGGUGAUGACGAGGAGUCAUCGACAAGUCAAUCGGUUACUGAAGUCUCUAAAGUUGGACCUGCUUAG